CAGGCACUUGGCUUCUUGUGGUAUUCUGAUGACCAGAAUUUCUCCUUUGCAAGUACCUGUAAUGAGCCAUACCUUUUCAAGAACUUUCUUCAACAUUGCUGCACCACUAGUAAAUAAAAGAAAAGAAUAUUCAGAAAGAAGAAUUAUAGGGUAUUCUAUGCAGGAAAUGUAUGAAGUUGUUGCUGUUGUGGAGAAUUACAAACUAUUUGUUCCUUGGUGUAAAAAGUCAGAUGUAUUAUCGAAGCGCUCUGGAUACUGCAAAGCACAGCUAGAAAUAGGAUUCCCUCCUGUAGUAGAGAGGUAUACAUCAGUUGUUACCCUAGUGAGACCACAUUUAGUUAAGGCAUCCUGCACAGAUGGAAAACUAUUUAAUCACUUGGAAACAGUAUGGCGUUUCAGCCCAGGUAUCCCUGGUUAUCCAAGGACUUGUACAUUGGAUUUUUCAGUUUCUUUUGAAUUUCGUUCACUUCUACACUCAAAACUCGCUACAUUAUUUUUUGAUGAAGUGGUAAAGCAGAUGGUAGCUGCAUUUGAAAGAAGAGCAUCCAAACUCCACGGCCCAGAAACAAGCAUACCUCGGGAGCUAAUGUUUCAUGAAGUUCAUCACACGUAAAGGGAAAAUUGUAACAAGCUCCAUUAUAAACUUGUUUGUACACUUCCUUCUUACAAGAGGUGCCAUGCUCCUCCUUCGGGGCAUCUUAUUUCCUGAGCUUUGUGUGUGAUUCUAUACUGUACAAAACACACCUGUUCAGC
Messenger RNA from Cariama cristata (Red-legged seriema), 753 nucleotides. RefSeq names its product coenzyme Q10 homolog B (S. cerevisiae) (gene COQ10B). The transcript has 4 exons. Gene Ontology annotation, molecular function: ubiquinone binding. Gene Ontology annotation, cellular component: mitochondrion. Lineage: Eukaryota; Metazoa; Chordata; Aves; Cariamiformes; Cariamidae. The coding region runs from base 29 to 613 and encodes 194 amino acids. The record is from RefSeq and is a predicted model, not a curated record. Gene Ontology annotation, biological process: cellular respiration; ubiquinone biosynthetic process.